This is a messenger RNA of Rotaria sp. Silwood2, 1551 nucleotides long. Lineage: Eukaryota; Metazoa; Rotifera; Eurotatoria; Philodinida; Philodinidae. The record is from the annotation of a GenBank genome assembly.
AUGGAACAACCAGCUGUUUGGUCAAUAAUUUUUUUUAUUAUUCUUCUUCUUGCAAUAGUAUUCUUGCCAAUUUUACAUCCAAUUUAUUUGCGUUAUACUCCUGAAAAAUGGCAUAAAUAUUAUAUAUGGGAUUGUAAUUGGAAAAAAUUUUCAUUUGGAUUAAGUCUUUCAUUAGGAUAUUAUAUUUAUUUAUUAAAUUUAUCUUAUUCAACAGCAUUUAAAAUGUUUUUAUUUAGUUUUCAUAGUUUUAUUUCAUUAUGUGCUUUACUUUUUUCACUAUUUGUAACUUGCACUGGUUUACCAUUAUUAAAACUUAAUUCGACAAAAAUUUCUUAUUCAACAAAAUUACAAACUUUAAUUUGGAUUGUUUUUAAAAAUAUUUUAUUUCUUAUUAUAUCAAUCAUUUUAUGUAAUUUUAUAGGAACAUUAGCAGCAAGUGUUCUUCUUUUUCCUUCAUUUAUAUCUCAAAAUUCUUCAAGAUUAAAUCAUUUAAAUACACAACGAUUUUUAAUUAUAUUUUUUAUUAUCUUAAUUGGUAAUUCAGGUGGACUAUUAAGUCCACUAGGUGAUCCUCCAUUGUAUAUGGGUUAUACUAAUGGCGUAGAAUUUUUAUUUACAUUUAAAUAUCUUUAUAAAAUAUUUUUUGUUGUUAAUGGAUAUAUAUUAUUUAUAUUUUCAUUAAUUGAUUUUAUUAAUGCAUGGAAUUAUCAACAAAAACAAAAGAAUAAUAAUGAUAGAUCAUAUGAAUUAGCAACAUGUUGUGAAGAAAAACUAAAUGAUCAUUAUAAUACUUCAUCUUCAUUACCUAUUCAAUGGAAUGGAAUUCAUCAUAGUUUUUUUCUUUUAUUGAUUAUUAUUAUUAUUUUAUUCAAAGGUUUUAAUAUUCCGAUAAAAUGGCCUGAAUAUAUUCAAGAAAUUAUUUUAUUUCUACUUACAUUUGUAUGUAUUUGUUUUGAUAUUAUUUGGACAAAACAAACACUAAAACAAUGGUUGAAAAAAAAUUAUUCAACACGUAUUGCACCUGUUGCAGAAGUUAUUAUUAUUUUUUUUGGAUUAUUAUUUACAAUGUCAGCACCAAUUAACAUUUUAACAAAUUUAAAUCUUCAACUUGAACCUAAACAUUUAUUUUUAUUCUCCGGUAUAUUUGCUUCGGUUCUUGACAAUGCUCCAGUUUACAUUAGUUUUGCAGCCAGUGCUGCUGCACAAUAUAAUAUAACUGUUGAUCAAUCAGACAAUAAUGGUUUUCUUGCUGUAUUCUUUUCUCAAUAUGAAACCGAUGCAAUUAACACAAUUCGUGCUAUAUCUGCUGGAUCUGUCUUAACAGGUGGAUGUACUUUAAUUGGUAAUUCGCCAAACAUGAUUAUAGCAUUGAUGGCUACACGUUAUACUUAUCGAACACGAACGAAAAUAAAUCAAUCUGAAAAUAAAGAGAACACUGAAGAUGAUUUUGUUACAUAUCAUAUUGAGAAUAUUAGUUUUAUUCGAUCACUUAUUACAGCUUGUCUCGUAUUAAUUCCUAUUUUGGUUAUUGUAGCUUUUUUUAUGCUGUAA